This is a messenger RNA of Branchiostoma belcheri (Belcher's lancelet), 1041 nucleotides long. Its product is annotated as protein MANBAL-like. The transcript is spliced from 2 exons. The record is from RefSeq and is a predicted model, not a curated record. Lineage: Eukaryota; Metazoa; Chordata; Leptocardii; Amphioxiformes; Branchiostomatidae. The coding region runs from base 46 to 303 and encodes 85 amino acids. Gene Ontology annotation, cellular component: membrane.
GUACUACGCAGGCUCAGUGCGAGUGGAAGAGUCCAUUUUUCCAAGAUGGAGGACGGAGUCGAAAUUCCACCAGAAACACUUUUCGAUAAGAUUUUGCACUGGGGUCUGUUCGUUGGAGCGAUUUUCCAGAUGGUGGCCAUAGCGGCGGUUGUGUUUCUCCCAAGGAAGCCAGAAGACCAGGAGCCAGUAGAAGAGCUUCAGAAUGGGUCCAAACCAGGAGGAGGAAGACACGAAAGUGCAUCACCUCAAGCAGCAAGCAGUGGUCGCAAAGGCAAGGGGAAGGAGUCCAAGAAAAGAAGAUAAAACUGUCCGCGUUGAGACUCUUCAUCGAAGGAGCUGAACAGCAACUGACAGACAUAAUGGAUGAAGCAUUGUGCGACACAUGGAUUUGAAGCUGAAGAAAGAUUGAUGGAAGAUUCAGUUUUCUAUUGCAAAAUGAGACACCUGUGUGACUGUCAGUUUUUAUCUACAUUUUGUGAUCCUCUUUCAACUACUAGAAAAAGGCUUUUCUAAUUUGUUUUUUUUACUUCUGUACGAAGACCACCUGCCCUGUUUUCUGCACUUAAAACCCUGUCUGUAGUGGCCAGCUGUCUGUCUAAUGGGAUCAGUUUUGUCCUUGAGUUUUUACCACAGACAGGUUUGAUUUUUGUUGUCAGCACCAGCUACAAACCUCCCUAAUACUAGUACAUGUAAAGUUAUAUGAUAUGAUAUUCAGUUUGUAAGUAGAAGCAUGGCAUGUCUUAAAGUACAACUGCCAUUUUAAGCUGAAUAUUUUAUUGCAAUUUAGUGAAGGGGUGUGUCAAUAUGAGUAGGAAAUAAUUAUUUUGCCAAUACAUGUACUAAGCUUUCAUAUAUAUUGCUAUAUUCCAAGCUGUUGGCAAGAUAGUAAAUUGUCAUAUUUGUAUUCCUGCAAUCUGCUUUUUCUACUUGGCUUACCAACAUGUAGGCUAUCACCUGAAGAUACACAUGUUGUACAAUGGAAAGCAUAAUAAUAUAGUUCCAACUAUCACCAAAUAUCUGAAAGACAAUAAAAGUGUUUGU